UAUACGGAAAUAUCUUUUUAUGGGUGGAAUUAUUCAUGUAAUACAAGCAGGACUACUUAAUCAUUACAUGACAUUCAAAAAGAAGGUAUGUAGUCGAUGAAAAAUAUGGGGAAAAACCCAUAAUAAAUGUGCUCCUAUUUAUGAAAAAGUGAACAACUUUGUAUACGAGAUGCGCGAUCAUCAAACGUUAAACAAAGAGAUAUUUGUUUCUUUGUAUUAUCUACAUCCCAUCACAUUACAAUAACUAAUCAUAGGAUAUGAAAAUGACUGGCAUACUCGUAUUCAAUGCUGGCGGUACACGUUAGAAUAAAUGCUCUUCAGUUGAAAGUUCUAUGAGUAGUGCUACAUAUAUGAUAACAUCAGUGAUAAUGUUGAGCUGUAUAACUUAUAGAUGGAUCGUCGCUUUGGCAGCUAUGUCCAUUCGUGCUAUUGUUUACGGAAUUACGUAUACGUCAGGAAUUGUUUACGUCAUAGUAUUGAAAAACUUUCAGACAGGUAGAGCAGAAACAUCGUGGGUCUCGUCUAUAAUAACUACUGUCAUGUAUGCAGCAGGUCUCUUAAGUGGGCGUAUGCUCAAAGCGUUUGAGUGGCGGAUUAUUAUAUUUGCAGGAGGUUUGGUAGCAGGGACUGGAUUGAUUCUGAGUUCCCUAUCUUCACGACUUUCAUAUCUCAUUCUGUCUUAUGGUUUUGUUACAGGUUUCGGCUGUGGUAUGGCCUAUAUAGUAGCAUGCAUAGCUGUUCCCACUCAUUUUCGUGGUCACUCUCGACAAAGGAUCGCCGUGGCAUUAGGAUCGUGUGGCACCGGGAUUGGCACGCUCGUCUUCUCUCCUGUCAUACAGGUGGUGGACUCUCGGUAUGGAUGGAGGGGUUUGUUCAUAAUUCUGGCUGGAGUUGCUGUUCAGAUGUGUACCCUUGGAUUAUUUCUUCGACCAGUUUCCUGCACAGAGUCCAGAAAACCUGAAGAAAUCAAAACGCCAACAUGGAACUUUAUGAGAAAUCCUGGUUUUUAUGUUACUCACCUUGGCUUCUUUUUGUCUGCGUUUGCAGAUUCCGUAAUUUAUGGGCACCUCGGAGAAUAUGCAGAAACUUUGGGAGUAUCGAACGAGAAGGGAGCAUAUCUUUACUCUUUCAUCGGCGUAUCAGUAACGGUUUUAACAUUACUACAAGGCGCUGCGUUAGACGCCAGAGCGUCGGCUUUCUUGCCAAUGAAGCUAGCCAUUAUUUUCUUUCUACUAGGAGGUGUUGCCACUGCUUUUCUAUUGCUUGUAGAUAACUAUAUUACGUUGAUAAUCUACGCAGCUUUGUUUGGGGCCAACAGCGCGGCAUCUGGAGGAGCCAUUGCUGUUGGUAUUUUGGAAAUUUAUUACGGAUGUGAAAAUCUAGAAUUAACCCUGGGAGUAAACAAUGCAUCUAUUGGCAUCGGCACUCUGCUUGGAGCGCCUGUGGCAGGUAUGGUGUUCGAGUUACAUGACUCAUACACACCUGUACUAAUUAUGGUUUGCGUGUCCAAGGUUCUUAGCAGCUUACUGUUUUUGUUGGUCUAUGUUAUCUGCCCGGAUAUACAAAGAGUGAUUGAUAUUGACGUUCGAUGUCCAAUAGAGGAAACAAAUCACAACGAAAGUAAAGGAAAUAUUCCGAACAUGAAUGCUGAGGAUGAGGAAACCGCACUACUGACUUCUUAUUCUGAAAUGGAAAGGGGUGACACGGAAAAACGAUCUUAAAAUAGAACAGAACCGCCUUAAUAAAACUGUUACCAAAACUGAGGGGUGUGUUGAGACUAUAUCUAACCUUAAAGUCUAAUACAUGUAGUAAUCCAAAUGGACAGCAUAGUCUCCUGAAAUCAAAUUAUAACUUCUUAUGGUCAGGCAAAAAUACAUGCCUCUUAGAAAAAAUCCUUCUAGAUAUUUCAACAUAAUAGUAAAUCACUUUAGUUUCUUUUCAGUUUUACAUGUAUAGGAAUUUACAAUAUAAUUCACAAAUACAACCUUUCAUUAGGUCGAAUGCUGUCUGACGUGUUUCACACCAAUUGUUAGGCCGUUCUCUACAUAGUAAUUUUAACUACGGAUUACUUCGUCUACCUUAUCAAAAUAUAGGGCUCACGACGGGUGUAACCGAUAACAGGAAAUGUUAUCUCGUCCUAGGUACCUGACCCCACCUCUGUUGUGUCCAGGGGUCCUUGUUUGCUCUACUUUUAAUUUUGUAUUCUUUGUGGGAAUGAUGGGACUGAUCUUUGUCCGUUAUCUUCACUUUUUCGUGUGUUAUAUGAUGCGGUUUGUGGUGAUGUUGUUCGUAGUUAUUGUCCUAUGUCUCUGAAAUUUUCAACUGAAAUAGUUUUUUUUUCAGUGUACAUACCGUACACAUUUUUGUCACUAAUAAUUUCCCCUGACUUUUUUCGGUCUCUAAGCUUAAAAAAACUUUUAUAAGCAACGCAAUUACACUUAGCUUCUCCUCCGUCAACUUCUCAUUUUUUAUGAAGCAAUAUUCAUUGUCACCUGCAUAUAGUGUUUAUGUCUUGCAAUUGAUUCGAUAGGCAAAAGCAUGUUCUGAAUAUGCUCAGUUUUUAAAUCGAGACAAACUACUGAUAAAUGCAUUGAUGUUUCAACAGUCUCGUUUAAAGUCAGAAUUUCGCAAAUUCCAAGUCGUUAUAACGAUCUAAUUUAUAAUUAUACAACCUGUAAUUGGGUCAAAUGCUGUCCGUCGUGUUUCAUACCAACUGUUAGGCCGUUCUUUACAAACUGAAUAUCACUUCGUUUACCUGUUCAAAAUAUAGGGCUGACGUCUGAUAUGACCGGUCGACAGGAGAUGCUUACUUUUUGGCCACCUUUUUUGCUUCGGUUUUAUAAUCUAGUACUGGGAGGCACUCUUUCCUUUCAUGUUUAUGAUGAUUAUGUAAUUAUGUGUGCAAUAAAGCCAGUUUGACCCAGA
Messenger RNA from Ostrea edulis (European flat oyster), 2925 nucleotides. RefSeq names its product monocarboxylate transporter 12-like. Bases 333 to 1721 code for a protein of 462 amino acids. Gene Ontology annotation, molecular function: monocarboxylic acid transmembrane transporter activity. The record is from RefSeq and is a predicted model, not a curated record. The transcript is spliced from 4 exons. Gene Ontology annotation, biological process: monocarboxylic acid transport; transmembrane transport. Lineage: Eukaryota; Metazoa; Mollusca; Bivalvia; Ostreida; Ostreidae.